This is a messenger RNA of Pocillopora meandrina, 5390 nucleotides long. The record is from the annotation of a GenBank genome assembly. Lineage: Eukaryota; Metazoa; Cnidaria; Anthozoa; Scleractinia; Pocilloporidae.
AUGAAAAGUGCUGACUUUAAUCCCUUCUCUUGGGACAAUAGCAGCAAGAAAGUUCAGUCCAGUGUCAUUAGCCUCGAGCUUCAAACGGAAAAUGCAACAAAACUGAAUGUUUCAAACCUCGAUAAUUACAUUGAGAUAGUUAUACCUAUUUCCACCCCACCUUCAAAUACCAGCAACGGAUCAGAGCAUUAUUUUCUAAAGCCAAACCAAUUGACUAUGAGGAGCUAUUACGCCGACCUAGCAGAUGUACCUGUUUCCAUCAGCCUGGGUGUGGCAAAAGAGGAAACAUUAGUUAAAAUGUUUGUGAAAUUUGGGUCAAGGCCUACCACAGACGACUCUGACCUCAACUUUACGCUAAAGCUCACGUCAAAGUGCGGAAAUGUGACAAAGAGCGCGGCCAACGAAACUUCGUGCAUUCCAGAAGAGAGAGUUGUUACCAUACUUCCUAUCGAACCAAGUCACAUUUAUAUAGGUUUAUUAUAUGAAGAAUCGAAAAAUGUAAGCGAGCAUUCCAGAGAGACACGGUCAUGCUUUGGCCAUAGUCGCCAGAGACGAUCAUGCGUUGGCGUUAAAGAUCCACCUCCAAAAGGGAUCCUUCAGACGAUUGUACCUCAAUAUAACCCACAAACUGAUGUCAACUAUACGUUUACUAUAACCCAAUCAAGUUGUUUGUAUUGGUCUGAAGAUGAGGAAAAGUGGACAUCCGAUGGUUGCAAAGUAAGUUUCAAUAAAAUCAUGAUUUCCAAAAAAUUCUUAGAAAACAGGAUAACCAGCCACAUUACCCUACAAGGUGAGCUAAAUCCUAGAACGAAAUCUAUCGACAUAUACUGAUGGCAGGUGUUUUUUAUAUUUCCAUGGCAGGUCGACGUGGGCUCUAACACCACACAUCUCAAAUGCCUCUGCAACCAUCUGACGUCUUUCGGCGGAAACUUCAUUCAAGCUCCCAAUCCCAUUGACUUCGACAAAGUUUUCACGGAGUUUGCUCGACUUAGCGAAUCGGGCAACAUUUCAGUGCUCGUGACAAUUGCAUGUGCGUUCCUUAUUUACUUUGUAGCUCUUAUAUUUGCAAGGAGGGCUGACAAAAGAGAUGAAAGCAAGGUAUGAAUUUAAGUAUUGCAUGUAAUAUUUACGUACAAAUCAUCCCGCAGUAGUAAUACGGUUAAGAGCUUACGAUGAGAAAUAUGACCUUUUCCAAUUUUUACUCUAUACCAAAGUGUAGCUUUCUUCUUUAUUGUCUCUUACAUCCAAAGAAAUGAAAGAAUGUGUCUAGCAAUGUGAAAUCAAAUUAAAACAGUCUUUUUAAGUUAAGUAGGUGUUUUCGCUGGACAUUUCAAUUAUUUAGCGGGGAAAUAAUCGAAAGUUCGGUCUCCCAUCAUCAGCAACAAUGACGUUACUCUUUGUGUGGCACCACUACCAUGUUAACAAAGUAAACUAUGUUAUGUUUACUUGUUUUUUUGCAGAUUUUCUCACCGCUACAGAUAAAUCUUGUUGAAGAAGGAACAUACUACUACGACAUGGUUAUCAGCACUGGCGUCUGGAAUGAUUCAGCAACAACGGCAAACGUAACGAUGAGCAUUAAAGGAGACAACGAUGAACAUGAUCUCAUUACUCUUCAAAAACAUGGUGAUUUACAAGAAGUUUUUGGUCGAGGAAGUAUAAACGGUUUUGUUCUGGUUACAAACGAGUCAUUAGGAAAUCUAAACGAAAUAACUUUGGAACAAGAUAAUUCAGGCGAAAAUCCAUCUUGGUUUGUAGAAACAGUGGUAAUCAGGGACAGACAAACAGAAGAACGCUGGGUGUUCCCCAUAAAUAGAUGGCUUGCACUUGAAAAAGACGAUGGGCAGAUAGAAAUUAGUGUAAAAAGCAAAGCAGCUACAUCCUUUUCGGCGGAGGUGAGAUCGCGUUUUGGGAGAAAGAUAGCUGACAGCCAUUUGUGGAUGUCGGUCUUCAGUAAAGCGUGCAGUAGUACAUUCACGCGCGUGCAAAGAGCGUCGUGUUGUCUUUCAAUUCUCUUCAGUGCAAUGAUAGCCAAUGCCAUGUUCUAUAAUAUUGGCGGGGAGUCAGCGGGAGCAAUACAAAUUGGACCUUUCAAGUUUUCCUGGAGACAAAUAGUCGUUGGAGUACAGAGUGCUAUAAUAGUUGCACCUGUAAACGUUCUGAUUGUGUUUCUGUUUAAGUCUAGUAGAACAAAGGAGAAGAAAGAAGACAAAUAUAAAGAUUCCUUUCAAGCACAACAGCUCGUCGAUGAAGUAAAUGGUCAAGGCUGUAUGCUACCACAUUUCUGUGUAUACAUCGCUUGGUUUCUCUGCUUUGUCACCACUAUGACAGCAGCAACAUUUACGUUAUUUUAUAGUUUAAUGUGGGGUAAGGAAGUCGCUGAGCAGUGGCUGGCCUCCAUUCUUAUUUCCAAUGGACAAGACGUUUUUGUUAUGCAACCAACAAAGGUCAUGUUAGCAGUUAUUUUAGUUUCCUUUCUUAUGACUAGAAACAAACAGGAUGAUGUGGAAGAGGGAGAUGUAAAAGAUGGUGAACUUGAUGACGAUAACGUGGAUUUUUUAAGUGAUAAUCCUAAACAACGCUUUAAACAGAGCCUCAUGGAGAAAAUGCGCAUACGAAGCAGACAAGAGGCUCAGUUAGCAAGUAAAGCGAGGGAAAUUGUCUUCCAUUUAUUAUUUGUGUUUCUGCUGUCUGUAGUCUGUUAUGGCAACAAGAAUGAGAAUCGUUUCUUGAUGACAACAGAGAUGAAAAAUAUUUUCGCAAGCUUUGAUCAGGUAUGAAACACUUUGUUUUUAUAUCUUUUAAAAUUGAAAAUCGAUAACAUUAAGGAUAACAGUGGUAGUGAUAAUAAUGAUAGAAAUAACGAUAACGAUGAUUAGUAAUGGCAACUGAACUGAGUGGAUUCCAAUUCGGUUUGUAAUCAAGGAGUGAUUUAUUGCUUACCAGUAUUAAUACUGAGUGAAAUGGGCGAUAUAAAAUUUUGUUAGCAGAAUUCAAACUAUGACUAACUUUGAGAGAAAAACUCGGCAUCCAUGAUUGCUUUUCAAAAAAAAAAUGAACAAACAAACAGACAAGCAAACAAUUUUUUUCUGACGAAAUGCGCGACAACGGCGUGCACAUAUGACGAGUGCUAUCUAAUUACACAGGCAAGGCGCGCACACUGGUAAAAAAAAAACUGUGCAAUUAAAAGCAUGGCACUUACAUUGUCCUAAUUAAUACCCAGACCGGGAUGAUGAGAAUCAAUCACGUUCGAUAAUUCUGUUACAAAUAGACUUGAUUACAAUGAUCAUGAUGAGAUUUAUUUCAUAAUGAGUUAGAGUGGUGUAGUGAAGUAGGGAAUGGUGUAGUCGCAGUGUAUUUGGAACGGGUUUUUGAGAGACUUGAUCAGACCAGGCUAAUGAAGCCUGCUAAUGAUGAUCUUAGUUCCCUCCUUCUACAGUUCUUAUCAUUUUCAUUCAUCUUUUUAUUAAAAAGAGGACUCGUCAUAGGCGAAACGAAGUAAAGGCGGCAGUACUAAAUGCAGUGUAGAAGUUUGGUUAUGUUAAGUUUCUGAAUAACAUACAAAUCACUCCCUUUUACUUAACUUAACUUAACCCAAUACAAGUCAAUAUUUAGUUCCUCAAUCUAAUUAUGUGAACUUACUUUUGUGUUCCGUGUUAAGGUGACUGAUUCGCGAAGACUGUCGAGAUGGCUGGCAGAGAAGUUUCUACCAAACGUAUACAACCAGGACUGGUAUAAUGGCCUCGAAGAACCAAAUGAUGUUUACAUCGCCAAUAAGAUGUCCAUACUGAUUGGCAUGCCUUGGAUGCGACAGUUAAGAAUUCUUAAAAGUACGUUGAUGAUAAUUACAUUUGACUCAAUUAUAAUACUAUUUGUAUAUGAUUAAUUUUAUUACGAUUCGUUUCAAACUUCUGAUUCCUUUUUUUUCGUGUCCUGAAGGUCAUUGUAAGUCACUUCCUGCAACUAUACCAGACUGCUACUACGAUUAUUCUCCAGAGAUAGAGGACACAACAGAGCUGAGUCUUCCAGGCUGGCGGCCACUUCCCUUUAAUACAUCCUGGCCAAAGGCACUUCGAAUUUGUCCAAAACCCUGGCGUUACCAGACAGCUGAAACGCUGGACACUGAUCCUGUAAAAGCCGUGUACAACACUUAUGGAGGAGGUGGUUACGUGGCCAUCUUGGGAUAUGAUGAGCAAACAGCACGUGGCGUUUUAGAGGAAACCAUUGGCCAUGGAUGGCUUGAUCGAAGUACUCGAUCAGUAAUUGUGGAGCUUGCGACGUUCAAUAUCAAUACAAAUUUAAUUAGCAUUGCUACGUUUAUCUACGAAAUGAUUGCAGCUGGUGCAGCCUACACAGUUAUGAGAGUGGACACCCUUGAGUUGUACAGCACAGAGUCGGGGGCUCUCAUGUUUUAUCUCAUUUGCCAGUUUUUAUUCUUGGCAAUGGUGCUAUUCUACCUCUUCAUGAUGUUGUUUCACCUUUACCGACAACGGUUGGGUUUUUUUUUCAAGUCUGUCUGGAAUAUGGUUGAUUUCUUGAUGAUCAUCUCUUCUACAACGUCUGUUGCGUGCUACAUGAUGAGAUCAAAGAAAAUCUUAAACAGCAUCAAUGCAAUUCAAAAAAAUCCUUUCGAAAUAAUUCAUUUUCAUUCUGCUUUAAAUUGGGCCAGCUGGGAAAAUGCUUCUAUUGCUCUCGCGAUUUUUAUGGUUACAGUGAAGCUCUUAAAUCUUAUUCGUUUUAAUCCUUACGUCAUAUAUUUGUUUUCAUCUUUCCGCCAGUCUGCAGGCUACCAACUGUCCUAUUUUGUUUUCUUUGUCAUAGUAUUCAACGCGUUUGUUAUAUCAGGAAUGCAGCUUUUCGGAGGAGUAGUUUAUCAUUACUCUAGUUAUCUGCAUGCUGUCAUUUCGCAAUUUGAAUUUCUGUUGGGUAAAGCAGUCCCAAUUGCUGAUCUUCGCAAAGACAAACCUUUUAUCGGUCCAACUUUUGUUUUUUUUUUCAUGUUAAUGAUGACGAUAUUUCUUAUGAAUAUGUUGGUAUCUGUCCUGAACGAAUCCUACACUGACGCUAAGGAUAACGCAGAAGGAAGUUCAGAAGAGCUGGAAAUGGCGCGCUUCAUUGGGGAACGUUUCAUGGCCUUAUUUCAAGAAGGAAAAAGGCGACCAGAAUUUAAAUUAUUUUGUGACGAAACAACUUUUGUUAACAUGUGUCGUUCCGAGGCAGAACCGUUCUGUUUAAAUUCUCAAAGUCUUCUUCAGUGCACGGAGGAACGGUUAGAAAAACUAGAUAAAAGAAUAAGCGCAGUCAUGAGACGGACAGAGAACAUCGAUGGUGAUGAACUAGAUGAGGAGAAAGAGUUUCAUUCUCUGCUCUUGUUAUUGAUUAAUUCUCAUUAG